Molecule: messenger RNA, 2666 nt
Organism: Chara braunii
Lineage: Eukaryota; Viridiplantae; Streptophyta; Charophyceae; Charales; Characeae
Source: the annotation of a GenBank genome assembly
GAGUAUCCCGAGUGCAUUCUCACAGGCAUGCUCAUUGAAAUGGAUGGUGAUUUAUCGAGAACGCAGUAUUCCCUUAUGCCUUUUAUUGACCCAAUCACCAAUAACAUCCACACAGUUUAAAAUGAACUCGUAUGCACAGCAUCUGAUUCCCGUCCUAUAGCACUGUCCUUCUCUUCUCUCUACUGAGCCUUCCCACGAAGGGUGCUGCCACUAAAUUACCAGCCCGCCGCGAAAACGUCGGAGACAUAAAUAACACUAACUGCUGCGUAAGCGGGCAUGCAAGCGAUGACUAUCGGCGGCAUAUCAGUAGCUAUGCAGUCAAUGAUUGAUCCCGAAGUACAUCAGCAUGCACAGAUGAGCUUACUCUCAUAUAUACAGGCUAUGAUCCUCAUUACACCUUAUAUCUACCCAGGCUACAGCACAGUGUCAGCGCAUUGCAGAUAUAUGAGUUCCUUGAAAGAUUGGAUUCGUUAUCCUCAGAUAGCUGAGAUAUACAGCCUACCUACAAAGUGAUGCUCUCAUCAAGGCAUGCCAUAAGAAAUACAGCAAGAAAGAAAACAUGGAAGCGGAACAGCAAAAGAUUGUCGACAAUCCCACUGCUAAUACGGGACUGAUAUUUGAAUCUUACACCAUCAAAGAGUCCAAUGAAACUCGCCAAGUACUCCUUUAGACAGUGAGCAUCUCUACUACGCGAUUGAUGCCCGAAUCAUUGGUAGCACACGUCUCAUUGAAGGCCCCAAUGAAACACACCCAAAAAAAUGAUGCUGCCUACUCUAUCACGCGGGCACCCGUGGAUCCCUAUGAGAUUGAUACAAGACUCCCAAGUAUGUGAGAGGUCAAAUCCAAUGGCUGUAUGAUUAUCAAACAAAGGAGGGGGGAAAAUGCACGAAAAUAAAUGAAAAAAAGAUGAAAAAAAUGAAAAAAUGAUUCCCGACCGUCUCUUCACACAUCAUAGAAAUCGCCCAAUAGCCCUUCAGACAACAUAUCCCGAGAUCACCAAUAAUGACGCUAUCUACUGGUCCGCAUCUCACAUGAAGAACUGAUACAGGAUUCAUGAACUUGGCCAAGUAACCACAGGCCCAUCGUUCAGCAGCGGAAAGAUCUUCAGACAGCAGAUGCUCGUUGCUCAUUCAUCCAAGCGGCACAAUCAAUUGUGUGCGAACUUCACCUUCCACAUGCAUAGAGCGCCAUCAACACACACACCCACAUGACAUCACAUCACAUCACAUCACACAAUGAUGAGUGCACAGCUUAGACAAGGGAAAGAAGAAGAAGAGGAGGAGGAAGAAGAAGAGGAGGAGGAAGAAGAAGAGGAGGAGGAGGAGGAGGAGGAAAAAGAAGAAGAGGAGAAAGAUAUGGUGGGAGAAGAGGAGGAGGAGGAAGAAGGAGAAGAGGACGAGGAGGACGAGGAGGACAAAGAUACGGCAGUCCUGCAAGAAAAGAACGAAGAGGAGCAGGAGAAGGAGGAGAACGAUAUGGCGGGAGAAGAGGAGGAGGAGGAGAAAGAAACGGCAGCUCUGACAAAAAAAAGAAAACAAAAAACAGGACGAGGAGGAGGAAGAAGAAGAAAAGGAGGAGGAGGAGGAGAAGAAGAAGACGAAGAGGAGGAAGAAGAAGACGAGGAGGAGGAGGAGGAAGAAGAAGAAGAGGAGAAAGAUCUGGCGGGAGAAGUGGAGGAGGAGGAGGAGGAGGACGAAGAGGAAGAGGGGGAGGAGAAGGAGGAGGAUAAAGAUAUGGCACGUCCGCGAAAAAAAAUAAAAAAACGUGUGCCACGUGGCACCUGUUCAGAGGAGGGGGAGGAGGAUGAAGAAGAAGAGGAGGACGACGAAGAAGAGGAGGAGGUGGAAGGAGGAGGAAGAAGAAGAAGAGGAGGAAGAAGAAGAGGAGGACGAGGAGGAGGAGGAAGAAGAGAAGGAAGAAGAGAAGGAAGAAGAAGAAGAGGAGGAGGAGGACGAAGAAGUGGAGGAGGACUAGGAAGAGCAGGAGCAGGACUACAUGUAGGAAGAGCAGGAGGAAGAGGAGGACAAAGAUAUGGUGGGUCUGAAAGAAAAAAAAACGUGCCACGUGGAAACUGUUCAGAGGAGGAGAAAGAAGAAGAAGAGGAGGAGGAGGAGGAGGAGGAGGAGGAGGAGGAAGAAGAAGAGGAAGAGGAGAAAGGUAUGGCGGGAGAAGAAGAGGAGGACGAGGAGGAGAAAGAUAUGGCGGGGUGGCGAAAACAAAAAAACAAGCGAGGAGGAAGUCGCACCUGUUGAGAGGAGGAGGAGGAAAAAAAAGAAGAACAGGAGGAGAAAGAAGAAGAACAGGAGGAGGAGAAAAAAAAAGAACAGGAGGAGGAGAAAGAAGAAGAACAAGAGGAGGAGGAGGACGACGACAAUAAGAAUAGAAGGAGGAAGAAGUGGAGGGCGAUGACGAGGAGGUGAGGAGGAGGGCGAUGACGAGUAGGUCAGGAGGAGAGCGAUGAUUAUUUUUUGUUCUGUAGGGUAGAACUUUCCUCUUCUCUUUUGCAAUUUGUUGUCUUGGCUUACAUGUCUGGUAUGUAGGAUUUUCCCUUUCAUGUGUGUCCUCUUUAUGGCUCCUUGGUGUUUGGGGUUUUGACAUGCCUGUUCCUAGGUUAAGGGUGGUGUUUGGUUAGAUAUAUCUUGCUCGAACAAAAUGGCUUUUGUCUC